AUGCGUAUCCUAACUCUUCGGAGCCUGCUAUUGGCCCCUGUCGCAUUAGGCUACGUGGUCAACGAGGGCACAACCUACCAAAUCUACCCAGAAGCUCUAACACAUAAUGGCCAAGCAGUAGACGAUGCACCGUCCAUCCAUCAAGCUUUUGACCUGUGCGGAAUCAACGGCACGGUGAUAUUCACCAACAAUACUUUUCACAUCAACUCGAUUCUCAAUACCACCAACCUGCUUAACUGUAACGUCUCCCUACGAGGCGAGUUGCGCUUUUCUACAAAUACCCCAUACUGGAAGUCUCACGUCUACUCGGUCAUAUAUCAAAACCAAUCUACAGCCUGGCUAUUUGGCGGAAUAAACACAUGGUAUACCGAAAACAAAAACCAGGCCAACCAACCCGGUCGACCCAUUAGUAUAACCUUCUACAACUCCACGAACCUUCUUGCAGACGGGCUCACUAUCUUCCAACCCCAAUUCUGGGCAACGCUUGUUUGGCAAAGUACCAACGUCUCACUAAGGAACUUCUACGUCAACGCAACAAGCAACGACGAAUGGGGUACGGUGAAUACAGAUGGCUACGAUUCGUGGCGGAGUAGCAAUCUCUUAGUGGAGAGUGCUACCAUCAUCAAUGGCGAUGAUUGUGUCGCUGCAAAGGGUAAUACGACGAACUUGUUGGUUCGACAUGUCACUUGCCAUGGCUCGGCAGGCAUGACUAUUGGGUCGAUUGGACAGUAUCCAGAAUGGCCUGAUUAUGUCGAGAAUGUGACUUUUGACGGUGUACGGUGUAUUAAUUCUUCGACGGGGGCUUAUAUCAAGACAUGGCAGGGUAUCCCUGUGGACCAGGAUUCGAACGGCGACGUUGGCGGUGGCGGUCUUGGUCUUGUCAAGAAUGUCACUUUCAAGAACUUUGAGAUGAUAAAUACCUCCUUGCCUAUCCAGAUAUCUCAGUGCAUGUACAGUGAGUCUAGCGGAGCGUGCAACACAUCCAAAUUGCAGAUUGAAGAUGUCUCCUGGGUGAACAUCACGGGCACAUCGAGGUACAAUGUUGUGGCUUCGUUAUAUUGUUCGGAUCCGGUACCUUGCCCAGGAAUCAUUUUUGAUAAUGUCACAUUCGAAUCAGUUAACCAUACCCUCGGAUUGCCGAUGUGGAAUACGACAAUGCAGGAUGAAGUUUAUCAAUGUGCUAAUAUUGAUGGUCAGAAUAGCUCUGGAAUUCCAUGCAACCGUGUUGCUCCUGAUAGUUUUGGGGGAGUCUCACAUAAUGUACAAUAA
This is a messenger RNA of Talaromyces stipitatus ATCC 10500, 1269 nucleotides long. Its product is annotated as exo-polygalacturonase, putative. The record is from RefSeq and is a predicted model, not a curated record. Bases 1 to 1269 code for a protein of 422 amino acids. Gene Ontology annotation, biological process: carbohydrate metabolic process. Gene Ontology annotation, molecular function: polygalacturonase activity. The transcript is spliced from 2 exons. Lineage: Eukaryota; Fungi; Ascomycota; Eurotiomycetes; Eurotiales; Trichocomaceae.